Hypomesus transpacificus is the source of this 1381-nucleotide messenger RNA. RefSeq lists its product as uncharacterized. The transcript is spliced from 5 exons. The record is from RefSeq and is a predicted model, not a curated record. Bases 199 to 1080 code for a protein of 293 amino acids. Lineage: Eukaryota; Metazoa; Chordata; Actinopteri; Osmeriformes; Osmeridae.
UGGUGUGCAAUACAACCGGAAUUAUCGUCUGUUCGUUCACUGUGAGCUAUAAAUAAAUGUAUUUUCAUAUUUCCAACAGUGUUGCAACAGUGUUAACAUGUAGAACAUUGGACGAACUAAAGAAAGCAAAUUAGCUAACACGUUAAUGCUUGCAAGUAUUCACGUACUUUACAUGACUGGUUUCUGACCUGCCAAUAAAUGGAAGACGCGCUAGCUCGUAAAGAGUGUGGAGACGCUAGUGUGUCCCCGUCUCCGGGUAGACAUGAGGAGGGCAACGAGGAGAUGGGGGCCAUGUUGUGGUCAGUCCAGGAGGCUGUUGAGAGGCAGACCCUGCAGAUCGGUGCGUCUGCAUGUGGAGCCACUGCUGUAAUAGAUGUGCUACAAGCCCUGGGCUGCACUGUGGCGCCUGAGACAGCUGAUCGGUGUGUGAGGACGUGUCUGAGAAGGAACGAGGCCCCGUUGCCAGACUACCUGCACUCCAGGAGCCAAGCGGGGGCGACGCAUUCCCAGCUGAUCGAGGGGGCGGAGCAAGCCAGCGGAGGCCGUGUCAUGGGUAGGUUCUACCACCUCCACCCUCGCCGGAGGGUGAGGCUUGUGCCCUGGCUGGCACAGUGGAUCCGCAGGGGAGCUGUCCCUGUGGCCACCAUGAACAUGCAGAAGGCCGUGCCUGAAGGGGAAGAGAUCCCAGACGCCUGGCAUCACCAGCUCAUAUUUGGGGUUGGACCCAAUGCUGUCUACAUGACCAAUCCAUUAGAUGUGGUGAGUGAGAGGGAGGUGCAUCAGCGACUCUGCAGUGAAUCGGUGUUGCUGAUUCGUCGGGAGGACGUCAUGCAGAGACUGACAGCUGACACCCUCCUGUCCAGCAUAUCAGAGGGCCAGUGUGACCCACGCUGGAGAACGAUGGACGUGGAGGGCCAGGUGAAGCAGAUGACCUGUGAGGAAGACCCCUGUGACACUCAGCCCAGGAUGACCCACGUCAGCAUCCCUGCGGCGUACAGCUCGGGGGUCACCUUGUUCGCCCUCCGAAGUUCUACCCUGGGCCAGGAGCUUCUCCACACCCCCGAUCUCCCUUUGUUGUGACUGGAAAGCCAUUUCACCUAAGCCACUUGAAGAUUGGACGCAGCUGUUUUAGUGUGUGGUCUGUUUUAAAGCGUUUGUCUUCAAGCAGACCACGUUUCCAAUCAUCCUUGUGGUGCAGUCUGCGCUACUGUGGCUUUAGACUGCUGUCAUGUUAGCUAAAUGAUGAUGGCAUCAUUGCAAUGAUGAUCAACUAGCUGUAAUACUGUAGGUACUGUAUACACUGUAUCCAGAGUACGAUUAUAAGUUCUCAAGAUGACAGUGGUCUGUUGUAGAAACACCUUUUUAUGUGGUUUUUAAUGAA